GGCAUCCGUUGCUAAGCUGCGGGGCAGCAGCCAGUCUAGAAAACUCAGCGACGCGUCGCUCCGUCUGGACCCGCUCGUGCGCUUCUCUGCAGCGGACCCUCGCAGGAGGACUCGCCGCUCCCGGUCGCCGUUGUCCCGGGACGGAAGCGUCGGGAAAGGCUGCUAACGGGCGGCUAACGUUAGCCCGCGGCUGGUGUGGUGACGGUCAGGAAGCCCCGCCCUCCCAGGAAGGCGGCUCCCCCGCCAGGCGGGACGCCUCUGCAUACGCUGAGGCCCGUCUGCGUCUGCGUCCAGCAUGGCUGCUGCAAACCCCACCAAGAUCUACUGGCGUCUGCAGGAGUUCGAGGCCCACGCCCGGCCCGUUUCCUGCCUGGCUCUGGGGAAGAGCACCGGCCGCCUGCUGGCCACGGGCGGAGAGGACUGCCGGGUGAACCUGUGGAGCCUCAACAAGGCCAACUGCAUCAUGAGCCUCACUGGCCACAAAACGGCGGUGGAGUGCAUCCAGUUCAGCCUGUCGGAGGAGCAGGUCGCAGCCGGGUCGCAGUCGGGAUCCAUACGGGUCUGGGACCUGGAGGCCGCUAAGAUCCUUCAAACUCUGAUGGGACACAAAGCCAGCAUCACCAGUCUGGGCUUCCAUCCAUACGGACAAUUUCUGGCCUCCAGCUCCAUGGACACCAACAUAAAGCUGUGGGACGUUCGGAGGAAAGGUUACGUGUUCCGGUUUAAGGGUCACACUGACGCGGUGCGCAGUCUGGCCUUCAGCCCUGACGGGAAGUGGCUGGCUUCAGCGAGUGACGACUGCACCGUGAAGCUGUGGGACCUGAGUCAGGGGAAGAUCAUCACUGAGUUCAAGUCUCACUCUGCAGCCGUGAACAUCGUUCAGUUUCACCCCAACGAGUACCUGCUAGCUUCUGGCAGCUCAGACAGGAGCGUCCGGCUGUGGGACCUGGAGAAGUUCACCAUGAUCGGCACGCUGGAAGGAGACACGUCGGCCAUCAGGUGUGUGUGCUUCAGUCCGGACGGCUCCUGCCUCUUCAGCGGAGCUACAGACUCUCUGCGGGUCUUCGGCUGGGAGCCGGACCGCUGCAUCGACGUGGUGCGGGUGUGGUGGGGGAAAGUGUCGGACCUGGCCGUGUGCAACCAGCAGCUGAUCGGCGCGUCUCAUCAGCUGUCCAGCGUCUCCACCUUCGUGGUGGAUCUGAAGCGGGUGAAGAAGAGUGGCAAAUCGGCGCCAUACCGGGUCGCCCCGGACGACCAACCGGACCCGGAGAAGAAGGAUCCUGGGGGGGCCGCUCUGCGCCGGAGCUACGAGAGACCGCCCACCACCUGCAGCGCGCAGAGGGUGAAGCAGCGGUCGGAAUCUGAGAGGCGGAGCCCUGAUGGAGAGAGGCGGAGCCCCAGCGAGGACGAGGCGGAUGAGAAAGUUUUGUCAGCGGAGAUUCACAACGCCGAGGAUUUCAGGGAGAUUUUCCAGCCGAAGAACGCCAUCUCACGAACGCCGCCCCGGAUGACAGAGCCGUUCCCGGCGCCGCCCGACGACGGCGAGUCCGACACCAUCGUGGCGGUCAGCCGACAGCUGAAGGACGGUUCCUGUUUUCCCACCAAGCUGCAGACUCCGGCCCUCGCCACGUCCACGCCUGUCCAGAGGGUGGAGCCCACCGUCGUCUCCAGCGGGAAGCGUCCAGCCGCCGGCCCCGCCUGCCAGCCCCCCCCUCAGAACCCGGUCGAGCCCAAACCCAGAAUUAUCCCGAGCAGCAGGAACGAGCCCAUCGGGCUGAACGUGGACGACUUCCUGUCGGGAUCGGACGACUCCAGCGCCGCCGCCCUGAGCGACGAGGAGGUUCUGGCGCAGAUCCGGAAAGGCCACGACACCAUGAUGCUGAUCCUGAGCAGCCGGCUCAAGAACCUGCAGACGGUCUCCGCCGUGUGGACCCGGGACGGCUCCAAGGAAGCUCUGGAAACCGCCGUCUCCAUGAAGGACCUGUCCAUCGUGGUGGACAUCCUGAACAAGAUCAACCUGCAGCCGUCUCUCUGGAGUCUGGACGCCUGCACCCUCCUCCUUCCUCAGGUCCACAAGCUGCUGCAGAGCAAAUACGAGAGCUACAUCCAGACCGGCUCCACGUCUCUGAAGCUCAUCAUGAGGCAUUUCUGGGCUCUGAUCUCAGAGACCCUGAAGGCCCUGCCGUCUGUCGGGGUCGACAUCACGCGUGAGGAGCGACACCGGAAGUGCCAGCAGUGCUGCAAACUCCUGAAGACCACGAGCGUCACGGUGAAGAGCCGCGCCCCGCAGGUGGGUCGUCUGGGCAGCACCUUCCUGGAGCUGCAGCUCGUUUUGGCGCCGCUGGACGAGGCUCCGUGAACCUGGACUUGGCGGCGAUGACUUCACUUCCUGCUGUUUACUUUUUGAUGUUUUUUCUAAAAUAAAGUUUUUGGAAAAAAAGA
This is a messenger RNA of Oryzias latipes (Japanese medaka), 2442 nucleotides long. RefSeq names its product katanin p80 (WD repeat containing) subunit B 1 (gene katnb1). Gene Ontology annotation, molecular function: microtubule binding. NCBI's taxonomy places the organism in Eukaryota, Metazoa, Chordata, Actinopteri, Beloniformes, Adrianichthyidae. The record is from RefSeq and is a predicted model, not a curated record. Gene Ontology annotation, biological process: microtubule severing; microtubule depolymerization. Gene Ontology annotation, cellular component: katanin complex.